AUGGCCAAUCGAGGCAUUGAAGACUUCGAUCACAUCUUCUAUGACGGUCAAUACCCUACACCUCCAUCUAACCGUCAACACGAGGGACAGCCCGCGCAGAUGGUACCCUACACCUCUGCUUCGAUGUCUGUGGGGAACUAUACUUAUCCGCCGCAUAGCUCUAUGCUCGCUUAUGACCCCGCAGCAGAUCCCUCAUUGUCAAUGGGCUUAGACCCCGGAAGUGCCUUUCCAUAUGAUCUCUCCACGUAUCCGUCUUCUACUGCAGCUGUAGGACAUGGCUUGAAUCAGUUUGCUCCCUUGCAACCACAGGAUCCGAGGUCGGAGACUGGCUCCGUAUAUUCGACGGCACAAUCGCAAGAUCCUGGAGCAGCCGUAUUUUGGAAUCAGCCUCAGCCUGGGGGGAGUGAUCCUUCAUUUCAGGGCUCACUUUCUCACAAAGCGCCGCCCUCUCGUUUGGCACCUUCUGCGGACUCGACGUUGCAACGUGGGCAACCACAAGCCUCGACUUCAGGGCCCGUCCACCGAUAUAUUCAGCCUAAAAAGUCGAUAGCGGGGAAGGACACGGGGUCGACAGGGAUAGGAUCAGGUGAAACUACUCCGUAUAGUAACAUAUAUUCGAGUAGUGGACUUGAUGUGGUGGGCAUUCUAUCCCAGGUAGUGUCACGGCCGAAUCCCAAAAUCAAUAUUGGGCCCGUUGAUCUGUCGUGCGCCUUUGUGUUAUGUGAUAUUGAGAAAGAAGAUCACCCAAUUAUAUACGUUUCUCAUGCCUUUGAACGGCUCACUGGGUACCAAGAAAGGGAUAUCAUUGGACAUAACUGUCGCUUCCUGCAGAGUCCAGAUGGCGUGGUUGAGCCCGGCGCACCUCGAAAGUUUGUCGACUCCUAUACAGCCUUUCGAUUGAAGACCACGAUUGAGCAACAAUCUGAGACGCAAGUGAGCAUCAUCAAUUACAGAAAAGGAGGUCAACCUUUCAUGAACUUGGUGACAAUGAUUCCUGUGCGAUGGGAAUCAAAGGAUUUUCGAUAUUUUGUGGGGUUCCAGGUUGACCUAGUUGAAAGGCCGGAGGCAGUCAGGAGACUGAACCCAGACGGAAGUUUCAUGAUCGAUUAUCACCGGAACCAGCUGCCUAGUUACCUGGUACCUCCUUCAGAUAUGUGGCAAGAUGAGCAUGGUCCAGCCAUGCAGUUCAGCCCUAGUCAAGUGUCUAUGAUUUUGGACAACCUUCAAAGAGGCCAACCAGUAGCCAGAAGCCAUCUACAGCACGUUUUGGUUGAGAAUGCAGACGACGUGAUUUUCGUCUUGUCAUAUGAAGGGGAAUUUCUCUAUCUCUCGCCGUCAUGUCGCGCAGUGCUAGAGUACAACCCGGGUGACCUCGUUGGAAAGACUCUAUCCACAAUCUGCCACCCAAGCGAUAUAGGUCCCGUCACCCGCGACCUCCGCGCCUGCACAUCCACGGAACCAAUUAGCGUGAUAUAUCGCAUCCGCAGAAAGCACAGCGGCUUCGCCUGGUUCGAGAACCACGGCGGAUGGCACAUCUCCGAACGAGGACGGCAGUUCAUGGUCCUCGUCGGGCGAAUCAUCCCCGUGUAUGCUCUCAACCACCUAACAAAGAUGAAGCCAGACGCAUCAGCAGAGAACGACCUCUGGGCGAAACUCUCGAUUUCAGGCCUCAUCCUCUUCAUGUCCUCUAAAUCCCGCGCCGUCCUCGGCCGAGCUCCCGACGAUCUAGUCGGCAAAGGCAUACAAGAUAUCAUUGUCGGUGACAGUUCGCAACAAGAUCCGGGCCUCCAGCAAGCGCUCGAGACAUGCCGCGCGGGUAAACAAGCCACCUUCACUCACAAGAUCCGCCAUCGCAAGGGCCACAUCUUCCCUGCCCAAACUACCCUGUACCCAGGCGACUUGAACGACGACACCCCAGCACCAACGACACCUAGCUUCCUCAUCGCACAACUCUGCUUCCCAAGAGUUCCCACGGAUGACGCACUCAAAAAUCAAAGCAGCGACGCCAACAACGACCUCAGCAUUCCCCAACAACAACAAGAACCCAACCAAAGCCCAGCUACAACCUCUGCAUCCGCAUCAACCCUCCACCCAAAACACCACCCCAACUACCCAGAGCCCUUCAUCUCCUCCACCUCCGCAGCCCUAACAACCAGCUCGUCUCCCGAGAAACCCAACACCACGACCACGGACCCUCCACCAUCCUUCUUCGAAGAACUCAAUCCAACACGCGGCUCGAACUGGAGCUUCGAGCUGCGCGAGCUGGAGAAGCAGAACCGUGUGCUUGCUGAGGAGGUGCAGCGCCUGCUUGCGAAACGGAAGAAGAGGAAGCGUAGACAGAAUGCGGUCACUGUUGAGAAGACGUGUGCGGUUUGUUCAACGCGGUCGACGCCUGAGUGGCGGAGGGGGCCGAGUGGGAAUCGCGAUUUGUGUAAUAGUUGUGGGUUGCGGUGGGCAAAGCAGAUGAAGAGUGCUAUGCAGGAACAAGCAGAGCAAUCUGGUAAUGGCGCUGGAGUAGGGAUGGGGGCUUAA
Molecule: messenger RNA, 2532 nt
Organism: Aspergillus calidoustus
Lineage: Eukaryota; Fungi; Ascomycota; Eurotiomycetes; Eurotiales; Aspergillaceae
Source: the annotation of a GenBank genome assembly